Molecule: messenger RNA, 930 nt
Organism: Saccoglossus kowalevskii
Lineage: Eukaryota; Metazoa; Hemichordata; Enteropneusta; Harrimaniidae
Product: galactosylceramide sulfotransferase-like
Biological process (GO): glycolipid biosynthetic process
Cellular component (GO): membrane
Molecular function (GO): galactosylceramide sulfotransferase activity
Source: RefSeq, a predicted model, not a curated record
AUGUCAUUGCCUCAGUGUGAACCAGUGUCAAAGUUCAUCUUCAUCAAAACUUUGAAGACAGGCUCUAGCACAACAGGAAGUAUACUAUACCGAUAUGGAAUAACCAACAAACUAAUAAGUCCUGUCUAUCAAAAAUGGAUUCUUCCUGUUGAGAAUGGUAAUAAUUUAGAUAUUAUUGGAUAUAAUAACUGUUCAAACUUCACUGGCUUUAACUAUUUUUCCCAUCACAGCAGACUAAACAGGUCUUUGAUGGAUGAUGCGAUACCCGGGGCCAAGUACUUCACUAUUCUUCGAUCUCCCUACACCCAGCUAGAAUCUGUCUUUAGCUGGUUCAACUGUGGAAAAGAACUUUCUCAUUUUUCCGAUCCUUUCUUAGAGUAUGUCCAACACAACCACGAGUUCCUUACGUCUAGAGAUAAUUGCUUUCACCAACAGAGGAAUGGCCAAAUGUGGUCUAUGGGUUUUGACCAGGAGUUGCAAGAAAAUGAAACCUAUGUGCAGUUAAAAAUUAAACAAAUUGAUCAGGAGGUGGAUUUAGUCAUGCUCCUUGAAUACUAUGAUGAGUCAUUGAUUCUGUUGAAGAAACUUAUGUGCUGGCGCGACGAAGAUCUGAUUUACUACAGUACAAAUGUUCGGUCAUCUAGGACUACUUUAACACCAGUCAUCAGAGACACGAUUCUGAAAAGAAACCGGGCUGAUAUUAUGUUAUAUGAAUAUUUCAAUAGUACGUUCUGGCAAAAGGUUAGGGAUUAUGAUGGAAAUUUUGAAAUAGAUCUACAACAAUUCAGAUCAAAAGUUAAACUUGCCUCGAACAGAUGUUUACCAAGUGCGAUCGAAGUAAAAGGAAGCUUUUGCUGGCAACUAUAUAAUAACGUACCUCAAUUGCGAAAGUAUGCUAGGACACUCCAGUCAGAAUGGCUGAACUGUUAG